CGAGCCCGCCGAGAGGUGGCGGGGCUCUUCACGCCCAAGGGCCACCGCGGCCGCGCUCCGUCCUCGCUCCGCCGCUCCACGCCUCGCGGGGCCCGCGGGGCCAGCCCGGCUCGGCGGGGAUGCUGGGGCGGAGGGCGCCGUGGCUGUGCUGGUGGUGGGGAUUGCUCUGCGGCUGCUGCGGGCCCCCGCCCCUGCCCGCCGCCGGGGGCGCGCUGCUGGGGGACGGCGGGCGCCCCGGCCCCGCGGAGCAGCCGUCGCCGCCGCAGACCUCUUCCUCGGGCUUCCUCUACCGGAGGCUCAAGACGCACGAGAAGCGGGAGAUGCAGAAGGAGAUCCUCGCCGUGCUGGGCCUCCCGCACCGGCCCCGGCCCCUGCACGGCCUCCAGCAGCCGCAGCCCCCUGCGCUCCCGCCACCCCCGCCGCCGCCGCAGCAGCCUCGCGGUGAGCCCCCGCCCGGGCGGCUGAAGUCCGCGCCCCUCUUCAUGCUGGACCUGUACAACGCCCUGUCCGCCGCCGACGACGAGGACGGGGCUUCCGACGAGGAGAGGCGGCAGCCCGGGCCGCGCGGAGGGGCCGGCUCGUCCCAGCCCCGGCAGGCGGCCCUCGGCAGCAGGAGCGUCCUGGCCCCCGGACCCGGCGGCGGCGGCGGCGCGUCUCCACUGACCAGCGCGCAGGACAGCGCCUUCCUCAACGACGCCGACAUGGUCAUGAGCUUCGUGAACCUGGUGGAGGACGACAAGGAGUUCUCCCCUCGCCAGCGACACCACAAAGAGUUCAAGUUCAACCUAUCCCAGAUUCCCGCGGGUGAGGCGGUGACGGCUGCAGAGUUCCGAAUCUACAAGGACUGUGUUGUUGGAACGAGUUUUAAAAACCAAACUUUUCUUGUCGGCAUUUACCAAGUCUUACAGGAGCAGCAGCACAGAGACUCUGAGCUGUUUCUGUUGGACACCCGCGCCGUGUGGGCCUCGGAGGAAGGCUGGCUGGAAUUUGACAUCACAGCCACCAGCAACCUGUGGGUUCUGACCCCGCAGCACAACAUGGGGCUGCAGCUGAGUGUGGUCACGCGGGACGGGCUCGACAUCAACCCCCGAGCCGCCGGCCUGGUGGGCAGGGACGGCCCCUACGACAAGCAGCCCUUCAUGGUGGCCUUCUUCAAGGCCAGCGAGGUCCACGUGCGCAGCGCCCGCUCGGCCGCCGGCCGGCGGCGACAGCAGAGCCGCAACCGCUCCGCCCCGACCCAGGACGUGUCGCGAGCCUCCAGCGCCUCAGAUUACAACAGCAGUGAACUGAAAACAGCCUGCAGGAAGCACGAGCUGUACGUGAGCUUCCAGGACCUGGGCUGGCAGGACUGGAUCAUUGCACCCAAGGGUUACGCUGCCAACUACUGUGACGGAGAAUGCUCCUUCCCUCUCAACGCGCACAUGAACGCCACCAACCAUGCCAUCGUGCAGACCCUGGUUCACCUUAUGAAUCCCGAGUACGUCCCCAAACCGUGCUGUGCGCCAACGAAACUGAAUGCCAUCUCCGUGCUUUACUUUGACGACAACUCCAACGUCAUCCUGAAAAAAUACAGGAACAUGGUCGUCAGAGCUUGUGGGUGCCACUGACUCAGGACGAGCUGCUGGGGACACAUGCACUGCCUUGGACUCCUGCAUCACAUCUGCCUUAAAAGGCACCCGGAAGCAC
Lipotes vexillifer (Yangtze River dolphin) is the source of this 1686-nucleotide messenger RNA. It is a transcript of the gene BMP6, whose product is annotated as bone morphogenetic protein 6. Gene Ontology annotation, cellular component: extracellular region. The transcript has 7 exons. Gene Ontology annotation, molecular function: cytokine activity; growth factor activity. NCBI's taxonomy places the organism in Eukaryota, Metazoa, Chordata, Mammalia, Artiodactyla, Lipotidae. The coding region runs from base 120 to 1607 and encodes 495 amino acids. Gene Ontology annotation, biological process: BMP signaling pathway. The record is from RefSeq and is a predicted model, not a curated record.